Tetranychus urticae (two-spotted spider mite) is the source of this 851-nucleotide messenger RNA. RefSeq lists its product as uncharacterized. The record is from RefSeq and is a predicted model, not a curated record. Lineage: Eukaryota; Metazoa; Arthropoda; Arachnida; Trombidiformes; Tetranychidae. Gene Ontology annotation, molecular function: zinc ion binding; RNA binding.
AUUUAGAUUUUGUUUCAUUUGUAAAUUGUCUUUUGGUCCGAUAACUUAUCUUUUUACCUACUUCUUUUUCUUCUAUUGUAACAGUUUUGUAACAGUGAAGUUAUUUUCUCCGCAGUUAUUUAACCCAGUCUAACUUAACCUAUCCUAACCUAACCUCUUUGUAAAACAAUGUCUUCUUACGGUAACUUUCCUCGACGAUUCCAUCGCUCUUAUGGUCGCAUUAAAAACAACUUUUAUUCACCUUCCCCAGCUAAUUGCGACUCUUACAUUAAAAUAAAUCGCUGGCGAUCUGCACCUGUACCUUCUUCUAAUGUGACUAUACCUUCUGACAAUUUUCGACAAAGAAUUCCUUCGACAUCAUCGACUGGGUCGGCUUCAUCUGGAUCCACUUCAAAUACAUCUUCAUCAUCGACUCCACGAAAAUCCAACAAUCAAUCUUCAUUCCAUAACAAAGGUAAAAAAUCGGACAAAGCAGGCAAGACGAAAAUUUGUGUUUUCUGCAAAAAAAAUAGAGAACCCAGAGAGGUUUAUACUGACCAUACUCUCAAAGAUGAAGCUGGUAACACUGUUUGUCCAAUAUUGUGCAAGUAUACUUGUACUUUGUGUGGUGCUACUGGUCCUGAAUCUCACACCAUUUCUUACUGUCCCAUGUCUCGCGUCGUUCGGAGUGUUUUUGACGAUGCCACUGCAUUCAUCGAAUUUGGAAACUAUGCGAGCCAAGCCAAUGUGCCUUAAUUUUUAACUUAUUCCUUCGUGAUUUCUUCAAUUUAAUUGAUUUACAUUGAUGUCAUGAAAUCUAAAAGAUAGGAACUAUGGUUCCUAACUUUAUUAUGUCCAAGAUUUUUUUGAUU